CCCCCGGCUCUGCUCCAGGCCCCGGAGGGUGGGAAGCUUUGCCCAGCGGGUCUCCGCAGCGUAGCCGCACCUGCCUCAGUAUGUUUGGGGUCAACGACCCUCCUCUUUUUAUAAAAGACAUUAAGGCCGGACUGAAAAACUUAAAUGUCGUCUUUAUUGUCCUGGAGAUAGGACGCGUGACCAAAACCAAAGACGGCCAUGAAGUGAGAUCCUGCAAAGUAGCUGAUAAAACGGGAAGCAUCACUAUUUCUGUGUGGGAUGAGAUCGGAGGGCUCAUACAGACAGGGGAUAUUAUUCGUUUGACCAGAGGGUAUGCAUCAAUGUGGAAAGGAUGCCUGACACUUUAUACUGGAAGAGGUGGUGAACUUCAAAAAAUCGGGGAGUUUUGUAUGGUGUAUUCAGAAGUGCCAAAUUUCAGUGAGCCAAACCCAGAUUAUAGAGGGCAGCAGAACAAAGCGGUACAAAAUGAGAAGGAUAAAGUGAGCACCAGUACAUUUGGGCCAGUUGGAAAUGGUGUCCAGACUGGACUUGAAUCAAGGGGAUAUGUUCCAUAUACUGGUAGAAGCAAUGGCCGGGAACCCAUCAAUCCACAGUUUCCAGGAGCUCGUAGUAGUCAAACAGUCAUGACUACAAUAAGUAAUGCCAGGGAUCCGAGGAGAGCCUUUAAAAGAUGACCUAAGCCAAAGAGACACAUGUAGUUUUUAAACUACGUGCCCUACUUGAACACUUAGUGCACUUUUAUUUAUUGUUAACUGUGAAAAGUUUGUCUCUUACGGGUUUCCUUUUACAUUUUGGGUUUAUUAAGAAGAAUGGUUGGUUUUUACUGCACAAUGUUGAGCUGCUCAGUUCCAUCCUAUUGAAGAAUAGGAACUCUGAAAGCGGGAACAUUUAUUUUUAGAGCAAGAACUUACUGGGUAUCACUUGAAAACCUGUCCCUGUUUCAAGGGUGAGCUACUGAUGACACCAGCUUUAUAGCCUCUGUGAGUCUUCUGCAUAUAUUUUGUAAUGUUAGCUAUAACGUUUCAUGGGAAAUGUUUUUUUUGUCUUAAACUGGGAAGUGGCCAUCAGAAGUGAUAGCGGCUCCAGGCACAAGCCAGGCCCAUGCUGACAGCGCUUUGAGUGAUCCAGGGAUGACUGUCUUCUAGAGUGACUGGCCUGCCAUUGAGAUUGUUCAAGGACAGAAGCAGCCUACAUUCUUGUUUAAUUACCAGAAAACUAGACUAUCAGAAUUAUGCAAUAAAAUGUGUAAUAUAACAAGUAAUUUUUAGAAGAAAACUGUAAGAUAAUGCUCUUAACAUUUGUUAUAAACAUUGAAGAUUACACUGAAGAAAAAUUUACAAUGUGUUAUUUUUGAAACAACCAUGUUAAAUAUUGGUGUAUUUGGAGGGAGUUACAAUACCACACUGGAUAGCGAUCUAAUUGUCUUUUUGAGACUGGGUUUUUCUCUAAAGACCUGGCUGGGUUGGAACUUGUCAUGUAGACCAGGUGGGCCUUUGAACUCUAGCUCUUCCUGCCUCUGUCUCUGUCUCCCAGGUGUUGGAGUUAAAGUUGUGCACUACCACACCAGGCUGAUCUGAUUAUUAAAAAACAAAAGAAAACACUUGUGGUAGA
This is a messenger RNA of Phodopus roborovskii (desert hamster), 1611 nucleotides long. It is a transcript of the gene Nabp1, whose product is annotated as nucleic acid binding protein 1. Bases 81 to 674 code for a protein of 197 amino acids. Lineage: Eukaryota; Metazoa; Chordata; Mammalia; Rodentia; Cricetidae. Gene Ontology annotation, biological process: double-strand break repair via homologous recombination; response to ionizing radiation; mitotic cell cycle checkpoint signaling. The record is from RefSeq and is a predicted model, not a curated record. The transcript has 6 exons. Gene Ontology annotation, molecular function: DNA binding. Gene Ontology annotation, cellular component: SOSS complex.